Gilbertella persicaria is the source of this 1507-nucleotide messenger RNA. RefSeq names its product Vps5 C terminal like-domain-containing protein. Gene Ontology annotation, molecular function: phosphatidylinositol binding. The record is from RefSeq and is a predicted model, not a curated record. NCBI's taxonomy places the organism in Eukaryota, Fungi, Mucoromycota, Mucoromycetes, Mucorales, Choanephoraceae. The transcript is spliced from 5 exons. Gene Ontology annotation, cellular component: endosome. Gene Ontology annotation, biological process: retrograde transport, endosome to Golgi; protein retention in Golgi apparatus. Bases 27 to 1484 code for a protein of 485 amino acids.
UGUUAAUCUCCAGGUUUUUGUUAACAAUGAAUACUUUUGAUUCAAACAAGUCUUCUUUGGUCUUUGGAGAGGAUUCCUUAGAGUCGAACCCUUUUGCAGACACACCUUCUCAGUCAACAAGUUUAGUUGAGUCUAAUAUACUUAUUAUUGAUACUUCUCAAGAACGACUUGUAACAGAACCAGAACCAGAACCAACAUCAACUACAGAAGUGACAGAACAGUUUAAAGAGAUACAAGAAGAAACACAAGAAGAAGCGCAAGAAGAAGCGCAAGAAGAAGCGCAAGAAGAAGCGCAAGAAGAAGCGCAAGAAGAUACCCAAUCAGAAUCUUUAAGGGUACCCGAAAGUGGGUCUCGGCCUUAUUUCCAAGUUUCCAUAGAGGAUCCUCAAAAAGUAGGCGAUGCUAUUAAUGCACAUAUUGUAUAUAAAGUCAGAACAAAGACAAAUUCGCCUUCAUUUCGAUCUUCAGAAUUCAUUGUAGCAAGAAGAUACCGAGACUUUUUAUGGCUUUAUAAUCAACUCACAUUAGGCAAUCCUGGUGUCAUUGUACCACCUGUGCCUGAGAAGCAUGCAUUGGGUCGCUUUCAAGAUGAUUUUGUUGAAUCAAGACGAAUUGCUCUUGAAAGAUGCCUACAAAAAAUUGUAGCACAUCCCAUGUUGUAUGGUGAUCCUGAUCUUAAAGUGUUUCUGGAGAGUGAAUCAUUUAAUGCAGAGAAACGACAGAGAAGAGCAGAACCAGAGAAUUCCAAAAUGAGUUUUAUGCGAUCCUUUGGUGAAACACUGUCGAAUGCAGCCACAAGUCCCUUUAGUAAGUUUGUUGAAGUAGACGAAUGGUUCGAAUCGAAAAAGAACCAGUUAGAUGCCUUGGAAGCACAACUCAAGGGCUUAUUAAAAAGUGUUGAGGGUGUUGUAAAGCAAAGAAAAGAACUCGGAUCAGCUACUUCAGAAUUUGGUGAGAGCAUGUUUCCUCUUGCUUCAGCGGAAUUAAAUCGAAAUCUAUCUACCCACUUGAUUGUGUUGGGCAAGAUUCAAAAGCAAAUGAAAGAAUUGCAUGAACAACAGGCACAAUAUGACAUUAUCACACUAGAAAACACGAUUGAUGAAUACAUUCGAAUCAUUGGUUCUAUUCGAAUUGCUUUUCAUGCACGCGUCAAAGCAUACCAGACAUAUCAACAAGCUGAUUCUGAAUUACAGAGAAAACUAGCAUUUUUCGAGAAACUGAAAAUGCAACAAAAAAACAAACCAGAAAAACUUGUUGGACAUCAACAAGAAAUCAAUGAAAUGAAAGGAAAAGUAGAAGAAUUAGAACAGGAAUUUCAAGAUAUCUCUAAAUUGAUCAAGAAUGAACUCGACAGAUUUGAUAAGGAGAAAGUAGAGGACUUCCGUGAUAGUGUCGAACAAUUCCUUCGUAGUAUGAUUGAGCAUCAAAAGCAGAUCAUUGCUUUAUGGGAAACAUAUUUUGAACAGACAGAAGAACUCGAAUAAAUGCUCCGUUUUAAUAUGAUUUA